Cynocephalus volans (Philippine flying lemur) is the source of this 1852-nucleotide messenger RNA. RefSeq names its product peptidase D (gene PEPD). Gene Ontology annotation, molecular function: metalloaminopeptidase activity; manganese ion binding. The coding region runs from base 20 to 1492 and encodes 490 amino acids. NCBI's taxonomy places the organism in Eukaryota, Metazoa, Chordata, Mammalia, Dermoptera, Cynocephalidae. The transcript has 15 exons. The record is from RefSeq and is a predicted model, not a curated record.
CUUCACGCGACGGGCGAACAUGGCGUCGGGCGCUGGACCUUCAUUUUGGCUGGGUAACAAAACCCUGAAGGUGCCUGUGGCACUCUUUGCCCUUAACAGGCAACGCCUGUGUGAGCGUCUGCGGAAGAACCCUGCUGUGCAGGCCGGCUCUGUAGUGUUGCUGCAGGGUGGGGAGGAGACCCCGCACUACUGCACUGACAUCACCUUACCCUUCCGCCAGGAGUCCUUCUUUCACUGGGCAUUUGGUGUCAUUGAGCCAGGCUUCUACGGCACCAUCGAUGUUGACACUGGGAAGUCAACCCUGUUUGUGCCCAGGCUUCCUGCCAGCUAUGCCACCUGGAUGGGAAAGAUCCAUUCCAAUGAACACUUCAGGGAGAAGUAUGCUGUGGACAACGUCCAGUAUGCAGAUGAGAUUGCCAGUGUCCUGACAUCCCAGAAGCCCUCUGUACUCUUCACUUUGCGUGGCAUCAACACAGACAGUGGCAGGGUCUCCAUGGAAGCCUCCUUCGAGGGCAUCAGCAAGUUCAAUGUCAACAACACCAUUCUUCACCCAGAGAUUGUUGAGUGCAGAGUGUUUAAGACCGAUAUGGAGCUGGAGGUUUUGCGCUACACCAAUAAAAUCUCCAGUGAGGCCCACAGGGAGGUAAUGAAGGCUGUAAAAGUGGGAAUGAAAGAAUAUGAGAUGGAAAGUUUCUUCGAGCACUACUGCUAUUCCCGGGGCGGCAUGCGCCACAGCUCCUACACCUGCGUCUGCGGCAGUGGCGAGAACUCAGCCGUGCUACACUAUGGACAUGCUGCGGCACCCAACGACCGUACGAUCCAGGAUGGAGACAUGUGCCUGUUCGACAUGGGCGGUGAGUAUUGCCGCUACGCUUCCGACAUCACCUGCUCCUUUCCUGCCAAUGGCAAGUUCAGUGCGGACCAAAAGGCUAUCUACGAGGCGGUGCUGCGGAGCUGCCGUGCUGUCAUGAGUGCCAUGAAGCCCGGUGUCUGGUGGCCUGACAUGCACCGUCUGGCUGACCGCAUCCACCUGGAGGAGCUGGCCCGCAUCGGCAUCCUGAGUGGCAGUGUGGACGCCAUGGUCCAGGCCCGCAUGGGAGCCGUGUUCAUGCCCCAUGGGCUUGGCCACUUCCUGGGAAUUGAUGUGCAUGACGUGGGAGGCUACCCAGAGGGCAUAGAGCGCAUUGAUGAGCCUGGCCUGCGGAGCCUGCGCACUGCACGGCACCUGGAGCCAGGCAUGGUGCUCACUGUGGAGCCAGGCAUCUACUUCAUCGACCAUGUCCUGGACGAGGCCCUGGCUGACCCAACCCGCGCCUGCUUCUUUAACCGCGAGGUCCUGCAGCGCUUUCGCCGCUUUGGUGGGGUCCGCAUCGAGGAGGAUGUCGUGGUGACUGACAGUGGCAUGGAGCUGCUGACCUGUGUGCCCCGUACUGUGGAGGAAAUUGAAGCAUGCAUGGCAGGCUGUGACAAGGCCUUCACUGUCCCAAAGUAGAGCCAGCCCGGAAUGCCCAGCAGUACUGGCCUUACAGCCUCUCUUCACUGCUCACUGUUUAGCCUGCUGAUUGGUGACAGAACUUAGAUCCUGGUAUCAACAUUUCAUUACACCAAAUGGUGCUAUUUCCUAGGGAGGAUAAACUCUUUUAUUAACCUUCUACAAAAAUCUGUUAGGUACUUUGCUUAAGUACUAAUGACUUAAAAUGCUGACUGAAAAUGAUCCUGUUCUUUAUUAGCAACUAAAAUGUGUCUUGCUGUCAUCUGUAUUCCUUUCUUUAGGAAAGAUACAUUCCCAGUGUUUUCUCUCAAAAAUCAAUAUGCAGAAUGGAACUUGCAAUAAAAGAUUUCCUAAAAUGGC